AUGGAGGAUUGGCGGGGUUAUCCUACAGAGAGUCGUCCUGAUUCUUCCCCUUCUUCUUUGCUCGAUGGGGGGGCCUCGGAUGUUGUUUCAUAUACCCAGCGGUCCCAGGCUGCCGACAACAUGUUCUUAACACAGCAGCAGCAGCAGCAGCAACAGCACCAACAGGGCCUCCAGCAACAGUUCAUGCAACACCAAUAUGUCCCACAGCAAUUGUAUAGCACACAGCAGCAGCCAGGCUACCCGUCGCAACCUGGUUCAGGGCUAUCAGAGCAGCAACAGGCCUUGGAAAUGGCAGACUACAUGGAAAGGGAGCAGCAGCGGGAACGCGAGAUCGCUCGCAAACAGCAGACGGCUCUGCGGCGAGGCCUUCUUUCUGUGUCAGAGUUGGAGGAUUGGAUGGGCGAAGAUUGUCCCCAGCUGGACCGCCAGACUUUAAUACGAUUCCCACCGGACGUCGCGGAGACGCUGAGACAGCGUCUGCACAAUGCUGCCGCUGCGGCGGCUGCAGCAGCAGCAGAAGGAAUCGAUCCACCAGAUCCCGGAGGAGCGGCACUCGGACUCACCAUAAUCCCAAGGCCAGAUUACAACUACAGGGCAUUUGAUGUGAAGGUUUCCGGGUAUCGUGGGCGACUCCGCGGCAUCCUGGUUGAAUUGCCGACUUUGAUUGAGACGUACAAGACGGUGGACUCGGAUAUCCUCUUUAAAUCAGGUGUGUUGUGGUGCUUAAGUUUUCAUCCUCCUGAAUAUCGAGCGGUGGUUAUCUCUCUGCCUGUGUUCGUGCUGGCCAGUUUUUCAAUGCUGUACGUUUUUGACCCGCAAGUGAAUAACCUGGAUCUAGGAAGCCUGUGCGACAAGCAGCAGUGGGAAUGGCGGGCUGGACUAACGCCCCCCACUCACCGCAUCCGCAGCCGGAAGUUUAAAAACAUAGAUCUCUUUGAUCGCGAAGAAAUAAGAGAUGCGGAGCUCGAAGUCCUUCAGGCGAGUAUCCAUCCACCACGACAGAAACGUCAAUUACUCCACGGUCUUCGCCGCGAUACAUAUGAGAUCGAAGUUCACACGGAACUCGAUAUGUUGGAAGCUCGCAAAAAAGAACAAGAACAGCAAGAGCAGCAGCAGCAAAGCAGCACAGCCAGUCCUGAUGCUCCACGAGUGGAGCGCGUGGUGCUGACCACGGAGGAUGUAACCGAGCUGCUUAACCUGGUUGAACAGGACGACGAGUAUCUCUCUGACGCUUCCGAUAUCUUGUUUUCGAUUCACUCUGACAAUGUCUCCUUGCCCGGAGCAGACCCGAACUCACGGUCAAGACGGGGGAGGGGUGGGGCACCUGGGGGCCCUUCAAGGUUCUCUUCAGUUGGAAAUGGAGGCCAACAAGAAGCCGAUUCUCCUCAGGCAGGCAUUCUGACUCCCAAUUCUCAGCUGCAGAUGCAGAUGAGUCAACAGCAGCAGUUGCCGCAGCAGUUGGUGGUGCAGCACCAGGGCCAGCAGCUGUUGCACGGCAUGCCGGAAGGCGCUGAAAUUGAUGACGCAGAGGAGCGCGAGCGCUUGCGGCUUCGUAAGGAAAGAAGGAAGCAGAAGAAAGACAGGAAGAGAGCGAGGAGGGAGCAGAAACUACAGCAGCAGCAGCAACAGCAGAUGGCCAUGGGACAAGGAAUACCUGGCGGCCAGAUGGAGCCCCAUGGUGUCUUGCAGUCGGCCAUGCCUUUGCAAACAGGCCCUGCGGUGGCCGCCUUAGGGGAAGCGUCUGCAAUUGGAGGCAAUGACGACGGCAACUUUGAUGGCAUGAGUUCGGUAGGAAGCGCAGAUGGUCAAUGA
Molecule: messenger RNA, 1812 nt
Organism: Eimeria acervulina
Lineage: Eukaryota; Apicomplexa; Conoidasida; Eucoccidiorida; Eimeriidae
Exons: 7
Coding region: 1-1812 (603 amino acids)
Biological process (GO): transcription initiation at RNA polymerase II promoter; RNA polymerase II preinitiation complex assembly
Cellular component (GO): transcription factor TFIID complex
Molecular function (GO): RNA polymerase II general transcription initiation factor activity
Source: RefSeq, a predicted model, not a curated record